AACGAUGACGCGCGGGCUGUUGCAACGUCAAACAUCGUCCCCCUAGUUGUGCCAUGCGCACUGGCGGUUGUUGUUGUUGAGCUGGUUGUUAUGGCUGGACAAGGCCUCGGACUAAAUUGAGAGGACCCCCCGCGCCACCCUGUCUCUGUUGCGGGACACCCGCCACCCAUGGACGGCACAGACAUGGACGUGGACGCGGAGCUCAUGCAGAAGUUCAGCUGCAUGGGCACCACGGACAAGGACGUCCUCAUUUCCGAGUUUCAGAGGCUGCUGGGCUUCCAGCUCAACCCAGCCGGCUGCGCCUUCUUCCUGGACAUGACCAACUGGAACCUGCAGGCUGCUAUCGGCGCAUAUUAUGACUUUGAAAGUCCCAACGUCAACACGCCAUCCAUGUCCUUCGUUGAAGAUGUGACAAUUGGGGAAGGAGAAUCAGUUCCUCCAGAUACACCUUUCACAAAGACCUGGAGAAUACAAAACACAGGUGCAGAGUCGUGGCCGCCUGGGGUCUGUCUAAAGUACGUGGGCGGGGAUCAGUUUGGGCAUGUAAACACAGUAAUGGUAAAGUCAUUAGACCCCCAGGAGAUAUCAGAUGUGAGUGUCCAAAUGCGAAGUCCCACAAAUCCAGGCAUGUACCAGGGCCAGUGGAGGAUGUGUACAGCCACUGGGUUAUUCUAUGGAGACAUCAUCUGGGUGAUUCUUAGUGUAGAAGUCGGAGGCCUCCUCGGCGUGACCCAGCAGCUCUCCUCAUUCGAGACAGAAUUCAACACCCAACCCCAGCGCAACGUGCAGGGAGACUUCAACCCAUUCGCCUCACCGCAGAAAAACAAGCACGAUGCCACUGACAACAGCUUCAGAGAUCCUGGUGGGCAAUGGGAGCGCACGCAGGAGCCAAUCCAGCAAGAUCAAAACGGACUGUCUCAUAAUGCUGUAAAUAGAGCGUCAAAUGGUCUCCAAACCAAUCUUUCUGUGGUGAAAUAUGGUCAGGGUAUUCACGGACCCUAUCCAUUCGGACAGAGCUAGAACAACAAAGAUCCCCCCUCUCUCGGUGGAUGAAGAGCUAAACACCCUGGAAGUCCUUAAACACAGAGGAGUCUGGAGGGGGGAAAAACUUUUGUUUUCUAUUGACUCAUGACAACCCUCUCCCUGACCUCAUGGCCCUUUCCACAGAAACACAAACUACAGUGGGGUGAUGGAUUACAUCCGUUACAGUGAAAACACCCCACCUGACAUCAACACCUGGACUCGCAUGUGUGAAUGCUUCAUUACAGAGUGCUACAAACCCUUAAAAAUACAAACACUCAACUACUUUUAUUUCAGCUGUAAGACACGUCUGAUUAAAGGGAAAUCAGCCCUAAACAAUCCGCUCACUAUUUGGUUCUCUUCAGGGUGCAUACACAGAUCUGGAAACGGUUGUUAGAUAGAGAAUAGAUUCAAUUAAUGUUGUCGUUGCUCAUUUUGAGGCCUUAAAGACGUUUAAAAGAGAGACUGAAAAAUUGUUCUCAAAGAAAGAGUUUCUUCUAUCGAAGUUUUGUCCAUAAGUUAAUGAACUAUUUCCUCUUCUUGCCUGUGGAUGAAAGCCUCAGCAUGGUUUCACUUUGCUAAACAGUUGGUAUGUCAACGAGUAUGACAAGUUUUACCGGGCUGUCUCAGAUAAUUAACAAAGUAUCGACUAUCACAAAUUACUGUUAUCAAAUCACAAUGUUUUAUAAGUUCCUGUGUGACAUAAGAAGGUACAGAUGAGACUGUUUACAUCGUGUUAGCUUUAACUUUAUAUUACAGCUCAACACGGUUAAAUCAUUUGAGCUAGGUGAGGGAAGUGACGAAAACGGAAAUACUUUCAAUGUAUUUGUGUCAAGUCACCUUAAAUGCCUGAUCCUAGCAGAUGUCAAUCUUUCACAUUUGUUUAGUUUUGCGUGUUAUCAAACCCAGAGAGUUUCAAGUAGGUGAUCAUUUUUCAAAUGGGAUUAGAAAUAAUAAACGGCUGUGACACGUUUACAAGCUGCUAUUAGGAAAGAGCUCCAUGUGAAGUUAGAUGUUCUGCUCUUUAUAUUUCUGAUUUUCCCUUUUGGACAAAUCUUCCUGUCAAUAUUGUAAAAACUAGGGACGUUUUUAAGCAACUAAAUUCCUAGUUUUUUACACGUAAAUUGAAAUUCUGACUAACAGACUACUCUAAAUGUUAAAAACGCUCUGAAACAAUUAACACAGGAUCACAGAACCUGCGUGUGAACAAUGUCUAAUUGGAAUGUCGAGUAUGGAUAACACUAGCAGAGUCAGCACCACCAGCCUUCGAUCCUCUUUGCUGGUUAACGUCCACAUGCCCGCGCUGGUUACUCAUUGCUCUUGUCGAGUUAUAUGCCAGUUUAACCAGAAGCAGCUAUGUCUUCAUUUUCUAAGUCAAAAUACUGCCAAACCACGCCGCGCUACGAGAGGCCAUCUGUCAUGCGUACUUGUUUACAUCCGGAUAGUAGAACACUGUAGCAUCAUGGCAGUAUCCGUUUACUGAGGUACAGCCCUCACUAGUGGUGAGUGACAGAGCUGCAGCUUAGACACAACAUAUGACGGGCAUCUUGGCCUUUGGUAGUAACAAUAAUAUGUUAACUGACAAGUCAUUCUGGUGCCGACUAGCAGGGGUGAUGGUUUGAUUGUUUGGUCAAUUAAACGUGCACAUCCCUGUUUAAACCACACUACAGCGAUCCCAGUGUUUACUGUUUUACCGCAGUGAAUCAUUUCAAAUAACAUUACUUUGUAGAGUCCAGACAAUCUGUGUUUAAAGUCAAAACCAACCCCAUAUUAUGUCUGAAAGCAGUAUCAAUCAAUAACAAAAUGCAAAAGACAGAACGCCACAAAUCAAAACGUACAGAUAUUUAAAGAUCGGAAACGAUCCUCCAUUUUCACAGAGACAAUAUGUUGCAUCCUGCCUGGUGUAAGAACCCUGUCACUCUUAAAGAUCAAAUCAGGAGAACCGAGACACUAAUCUGCUCUGUCAUAAAGCAUCUAUGUCUCCAGACAGCAUCAGAUGUUUUAUUAUUUGGCUUUAGGGUUGAUUUUCCCUUAAAAUAGAUGCUGAAGGGUGAAGUGAGUGAAUGUGAGAAAGUGAGGUGUGAGGAAGGGUUGAAAAAGCCAUUUAAAUCUAUUUUGCCUGAUGUGUGACUGUAGUCUGAGUCAACAUGUCAACACAUGUAUGUGUCCUAUAUAUGUAAGUAUGUAUGCCAGUGUGUGUUUGGGUGUGUGUGUUAAGGUUUCUCUUUGAAUUGAACUGACAUCGUAAUGGUGUAUACUACUUGGGCAAAGGAUGACGUGUCUGUUCACAAACACAUCUAUAAUGAGAAAUCUUUACUGGGUGUGUACCUCUGAAGUAUUGCUGCAGUGUGUGGAUGAACUGACUCACGAUUUGCCCUUUUGUUAUUUAUUUUUUGUUUUAUCAUGCACCUCAGUAGCUUCAAGUCCCGUUUAAAGCCAGCAGGUGGUGCUAUAAAUCAGAAGAUCAACCUUAACACUUGAUUCUCACAUCAUGCUGAGUACCUUGUCAUGAAAAAGUGAUACAUAGUGGUUUGAUUUAAGUGAUAUUUGAGUAUGAAAAUGAAUGGUUCACAUCAGGGUUUGCACUGAUGUUCUGUUACUGCUAUUUGCACAAUUCUGUUUGUUGCUUCUGAUAAGGAAAUGUAGUUUUUUCAGCUUCUUCAGAUUGUUAUACCAGCAUUCUCUGGAAAGUUUUAUUGUUUUCUUUUGCUCAUCUUCUCUUCCCUGAAGGCCUUGUAGCUUUAAAGUUUUGUUUCCAUGGUUCUUAAACAUUAGUUUUAUCACCACAGUGAUGUCUGAUCUUGAAAAUUGGAGAUCAGUUCAUGUCAUUUAGGUUUUGCACAUCAACUAUCUGUCUGCUAUCACACCUGAAUUUUAACCUCAGCUUUGCCUUGUUCAUUUUGUUCCACAUUUAUUUCAUCAUGUUUUUUGGGUUUCAAAAUAAAAGAGGGAAAAUUUGUUAAUUGGACUCCAUGACAGUGUUAUAUUUUUUUCUAAGGGGAUAUUUCUCCACAAAAGAUGACAAGGUUUUUUUUUGCUUCUGUCUCUGAGUGGUUAUAAUGAACCUCUAAAUGAUAUUUCAUGACAUUUAGAGCUCAUUGCAGUUUGUACAUCAGCGUUCUGUGUUGCUGUGUUUGUUUUAAGAGUCAGCUGAAAGUCCUCCUCCCAAACAGUAUACACUGUUCUUCUUUGCUUCUCUGAGUCACGUAAUUUUUUUUGUGUGUGUGUGGAUGUGGAUGUGUGUGUCAACUGGUGAGAAAUCUGAACAUUGCUGGAUUCAUUCUCUAGUUUUAGUUUGUGACUAUGUGGGGGUUUGAGACUGGUGGCAUGGUGAGUGGAUGAGAUGAAAGUUUACAUAGUCCUAAAAUAGCACAUUUAUCUGAAGAGAAAUUGUCAAAAUAAAGCUUUUUCCCUGUAUCUAUAAUUAAGCAUUUGUAUGAUUAAAUUAACACUGAAACAAGGA
Messenger RNA from Notolabrus celidotus (New Zealand spotty), 4483 nucleotides. RefSeq names its product inflammation and lipid regulator with UBA-like and NBR1-like domains (gene ilrun). Gene Ontology annotation, molecular function: ubiquitin binding. The coding region runs from base 169 to 1020 and encodes 283 amino acids. NCBI's taxonomy places the organism in Eukaryota, Metazoa, Chordata, Actinopteri, Labriformes, Labridae. Gene Ontology annotation, cellular component: phagophore assembly site. Gene Ontology annotation, biological process: macroautophagy. The transcript has 5 exons. The record is from RefSeq and is a predicted model, not a curated record.